This is a messenger RNA of Ricinus communis (castor bean), 1165 nucleotides long. RefSeq lists its product as uncharacterized. Lineage: Eukaryota; Viridiplantae; Streptophyta; Magnoliopsida; Malpighiales; Euphorbiaceae. The transcript has 4 exons. The record is from RefSeq and is a predicted model, not a curated record. Bases 476 to 1003 code for a protein of 175 amino acids.
GGGCGUGCAUCCAUUUUUAUUCCCAUAAUUGAAAUAUGUGUGGGGAUUGAUUUGAAAGAAUUGAUAACUAAUAAUGCAUAUAGCUAUGUUUCGGAUCAAAGGAUUCAUUCAGUUUUACUUGCAUGCAUGUAAAAAUAACUGAAGUGCCCCCAAGAAAAUACAUGUUCUACAACAGUUAUUACUCUUUGUGAAUUAUUGUUGUAGCAUUUUUCCUUCUCUUCCUUCUCAAGUCCAAAUGUUUAUUCAUAUUAUUUAAGCAAAAAAAUUGAAAUCCAAAUCCAUUCUGACCAAUAUUACCCGACUGAGUAGUCUUGGAUAAAUUUUCCUUGAAUGCUAGAAAUUGAAAGUAACUUCAACUGCAGGAACAGUAUCUAUCCACUUGGGGUGGUCUAAAAAUGGCCACGACACCCCUCCCAGCAUUUAUAUAAAUACAAAACAUUUGCAGGUAAACAAAGGAGCUUGAGACCCAGAUAAGAUGUCAAGAGGUCUGAAGUUACUCCAUGGCCCCCAUUAUCAUAUGCCAAGGAAACCAUCACUAGUAGUCCUCUCUGUUUGCAGAUUGAAUUUCUCCACUAAUUUCCAGCCUCAACUAACAAAGGACUAUCCAAAAAGGCCAACAUCAAUAAAACUGCCACUUUUGAGACUAAAUGCAACUCGCCACAAAAAAUCAGCAUCGAUAACAAUAGCAGCAGCUGCAGCAGGAGGAGGCGGAGUGCCGCAGCCACCACUUGAUUUAACAGAAGAGAAUGUUAGACAAGUCUUGGCUGAUGCCAGAGUUGAGUUCGGGCAGCUUUUUGACACUUCAGUUAACAUAACAGGACAAGCUGAACUCGCUGAAUUAGAUGGACCCUUUGUGAAGAUCAGUCUUAAAGGUCGGUUUUGGCACAAACGGUCAACAGUUCUUGCUAGACUUGGCAAUUAUUUGAAGCAACGAAUCCCUGAAAUUUUAGAGGUAGACAUAGAAGACGAGAAACAAUUGGAUGAUAGCCCUGAAAAUUUUUGAGGCAAUGGUUGCUACCAGGCAGUGCUAGUUUGCUUUUUAGUUUUUCUAUCAUCAAUUACUAUCCUUGUAUUAGCAUUAUUAUUAUUUUUUUAAAUGAUAAUUGUAUUGGCAUUUUAAUGAAAGUUUGCAGUGAAUGAGAGAAGUUCCGAAAUAUUGUCAAAA